Messenger RNA from Lymnaea stagnalis (great pond snail), 8467 nucleotides. Lineage: Eukaryota; Metazoa; Mollusca; Gastropoda; Lymnaeidae. The record is from the annotation of a GenBank genome assembly.
GUAUGCUACCAACAAAUAACACAGGAGAAAUAGUCGGUAGGUUUUAUUAUAAGCUUUGCAUAAGCCACGUCACGACUUACUUGUUAGCUACAAGAGCCGCGUCACGACUUACUUGUUAGCUACAUGAGCCGCGUCAAGACUUACUUGUUAGCUACAUAAGCCACGUCAAGACUUACUUGUUAGCUACAUAAGCCGCGUCAAGACUUACUUGUUAGCUACAUAAGCCGCGUCAAGACUUACUUGUUAGCUACAUAAGCCACGUCAAGACUUACUUGUUAGCUACAUGAGCCACGUCAAGACUUACUUGUUAGCUACAUGACCCACGUCAAGACUUACUUGUUAGCUACAUGAGCCACGUCAAGACUUACUUGUUAGCUACAUGAGCCAAGUCACGACUUACUUGUUAGCUACAUGAGCCAAGUCACGACUUACUUGUUAGCUACAUGAGCCAAGUCACAACUUACUUGUUAGCUUACUAAUUGAUGACCACUUAAAUUGAAGAAAGGAGCGUCCUUGAAAAACAAAGAAACUGUUCUUAUUUUGAAUUUAGUUGUAAUAAAAUGGAAUAUAAUUUUUAUAAAUACUAACUUAAAAAAAUAUAAUCAAGUUGUAUUAAUUUCAAUUCGAACUGAGCGAAACAAAGUAUGGAAAAAACAAGGUAAACAACAAUGAACGUUUCGAAAAGAAGCCUUCUUUACCAGCCAACAAACAACAGUAAAGACAGAUUUCAAUAAAGAAUAACACAUAGCUGAAAAGUUGUAUCCGCGAGGACAGCCUGAUUGCAGUCUCUCCCCUAAUUAUCCUUAAUUUCAAUUGGGGACUUCUUCUUCUUCUUCUUAGCCAUUAGAAUAUGCCAUCCACAAUGCUUUUCCAUCUGUCCGUAUACUGGGCUAUCUUCAAAGUUCAGCCCAGCUUUUCUUUAUUCUCUUCACCUCUAUCUCUUCUCCUCUCUUCCAAGUGGCUCUUGGUCUUCGUCUUCUCCUGGUACCAUGAGGAUUCCAGCUCAGGGCCUGUCUUGUGAUGUCAGCGCUUGGUUUCCUGUCCAUCUUUCCUCACUUAUUGCUGAGAUGUCUACUCUCUAUCUCCUCCGUUCCAUAGUCACUUGUUUUGUCUCCCCCACCUCCCACAUCGUUCUAACAUUCCAGGUGCCAAUCCUGGAACUUUUCCUCACUGUCGGACAGGAUGUCGGCAAGUCGGCUCCCUCAUGGGUUUGGCCUACCAGCGUCGUAAUGCCUUUAUAAGCGCUCACCCUCACUGGGUUGGUGGCAAACGUUUAUGGGUUGUGGCUGUUUUCAUCUGGUUGUCGACUUUCUUGCAAUGAAUAGGUUGCUAGCCCCAAUGCAAAGCAUGACACAAGAAGUCGCCUCGUACGACGUGCUUGCUUGGCACUGACUCAUUCUACUCCUAUACUAGGUCCCGUCAACUGCACGCGGGGAAAUUGGAGACUAGUUGGAGUAAAUUUAAAAAGUCUGAACUCCAUAUCUUGAUAUGGUUUUUGUGUCACAUAGAAUUUGAUUCGGCAGUGUUCGCCCUUCAGGUGAAAAAAUGCCAUUCGUUUAAUGCAUACUAUUUCUGAUACAAUGGAAGAAGCCACGGUCAGUAACUCAGAAGGAGAAGAAGACGGUUGGAAACAGUACUGUUUCGGUUCGGGUCCAGCCGCGGUAGAGGCGGAAGACACCUCAAAGAGCGAACCUGGUCUGUUUGGAUUCUCCUCAAGGUUUCUUCUAUCUCUAUGUAGGACACACUCAUUUCUAGGUUUGGACACCCGGGCCUUCCUCUGUGCGGACAUCACCCAUCUCGCCAACCUUUCACGCCGCAGUGGUCGGCUGCUGAUAGAAAUGCUGAAACAUUGCGUCGCUGAUAAUAAUCUAAAUAUUUCUUCAUCCUAUUCACCGAGCCCGGGGUACAGUUAUAACGUGUUCUGGGCCUCAUCGUUGAGGUAGAUAAAGAUUACCCCAACUUGCUUUAAGACCAACACGGCGUCUCGUUCAUUUUCCCUUUCAGCUUCAGUUUAAUGUUUCACAGCGUGUCGUUCGGUUUUAAAAAUUGUCUUUCGGCGCUGGCGACUUUGUUGAGUUGAUUGCAGAUUGGCUUGUUGUAACCUCAUUUCCCAAUUCAUGUUCAGGGAUGUGCCAAGACUAAUGGCCAUUUCCCCUAGCUUGUCCAGAGUUUGACCCCUCCCCGCCCCCACCCACAUAAAAUAGAGGGACCCCCGCCCCCACAAGCAUGGUAUAGACCCCCCCACGCCAAAAGCGAUUGGCGUACAGUAGUUAAAAGCAUUCACCACCAUCACCAUCCGCUGUGGUUGUGUCGUCCACAAAGCUGGCCGCAGUACGACCCGCUGACAAUCGGUCUAAAUGGAAAGCACUGAAGUACCGAAGAGAUCGCAAUGUCUGUGCAUACGUUUAAAAGAAACCGUAUCACGAUUUUAAACUUCCUUUAUUCAAAAAAAAAAAACCAAAAACAUGGGCUCUUCUCGAUCAAAGAAACAAAACACCGUUACAGACCAAAGUUAAUUCACAUGCGACGUAUGGUCCAAUGCAUUUUCAUUUUAACUUCCGAAAUGAGUAGUUGUAUUGAUGAAUGAUUGUCAAUUCUUUGAGCUUCGUUCGUGGUUUAAAGUUACGUUUCCAUAUUUACAGUUGAUGUCAUCACAACAUUCAGGCUACCUUCAGGUAGGUAAAACAUCAGCAACUUCAGGCUACCUUCAGGUAAGUAAAACAUCACCACAUUCAGGCUACCUUCAGGCUACCUUCAGGUAAGUAAAACAUCACAACAUUCAGGCUACCUUCAGGUAAGUAAAACAUCACAACAUUCAGGCUACCUUCAGGUAAGUAAAACAUCACAACAUUCAGGCUACCUUCAGGUAAGUAAAACAUGGGAAAUGAAGGCGAGCGACUGCGGCCAUAGAGACGGGUGACUGGAGCCAUCAAGACAAUUGACUGGAGUAAUAAGCAAGAGUGCCUGUGGCCACAAAGACGAGUGCUUGGAAAAUGGGACCAUAAAGACGAGUGAGUGACUGGAAUAAUAAAGACGAGUGACUGGGGCCAUCAAGCCGGGUGACUGGGGCCAUCAAGCCGGGUGACUUGGGCCAUCAAGCCGGGUGACUUGAGCCAUCAAGCCGGGUGACUGGGGGCCAUCAAGCCGGGUGACUGGGGCCAUCAAGCCGGGUGACUUGGUCUCGAAUGAAGACGAAUAAGAAUUGUAUCAUAUGUACAUAAAUACGUCGGGUGACUGGGGCCAUCAAGCCGGGUGACUUGGGCCAUCAAGCCGGGUGACUUGAGCCAACAAGCCGGGUGACUGGGGGCCAUCAAGCCGGGUGACUGGGGCCAUCAAGCCGGGUGACUUGGUCUCGAAUGAAGACGAAUAAGAAUUGUAUCAUAUGUACAUAAAUACGGUUUCCGAUUAAACAAGUGUAUAAAAGCCCCAGAAACCAUCGUUCAAUUCGACACAUGGAAAACACGUUACGUCAUGACUUGUUUCCCUGCCGAGAUGACGCUCUGCGCUCUACAAAAUGUCUCUUUUAAUAUCCUUAAAAAAAAAAAAUUAAAAAAAUGUUUGUAUUAUUUAGUUUUUGUUUUGCGUUUUGUUCCGAGGAUAUCGCCAGUGUUUUGUAAGUAGGCAAGAAUAAGAAAAUCUGAAAAGUGUGACUGAAGUCGUAUAUGUGCACGUUGUAGGUAAACUGUAUAAUGUAUAAUGUUAGACUUUGUGACGUACCAUUACCGUGUCUGAGCUAUAAAGCUACUUAUAUGACCGUCUUUUUUCUGACUGGUAUUGGGUGUUAAGUGAGAACACUACACUGCAUCGUGUCUGGCUUUAAUUGAUUCUUCUCAUUCCAGUGACGCCGACCGAUGCCUACUUUAACACGGACCCCACCUUUGGUAUGUUUCACGCUUGUGGCCCGGUCUUUCUUUUUUUUUUUUUUAAAUUAAAAUGCGCACGAAAAUACAUUCCCAAUAUAAACGUAGCAGUGAGUCGCCUCCAUGUAUAACAAACUCGACGAACAAGCCGCAAGAUGGGAUUAUUUCAGCGACCGGGCUAAAAAGAAGGUAUGGGAAUUUGUGAGAGAAUUUCAGAUAGCGUACUGGUCAUCGACCGCUCUAUGUUACAUCUUCGUUAGUUGUGGCACUGCCUCUUAGAUGGCUGCCCGGUGUGUUGAUUAAUUUUUUUUUGUUUGGAAGGGUUCCCUCAGAAGUACUGUAAUACUGGAGCAGUCCCCACCAAAGUCUACCAUGGUGGGUCACUUGGCCUUAAACGAGGCGAGGUAUCACGUUCCUCCCAAGGGUUUGUUUGGGCCGGGGGGAUAAGAACAGAUACUACACCCUGAUCUAUGACAAAAAGCCGAGAAGCGAUCCGAGUAUAUUACUUAAAAUAGUCUUAGAGCCUUAUAUGAAACCAUUUUCCUGAAAGCUUCUAUACUUCUAAAGCCAACAUCCAAGUAACUCCAAUUCCCACUUAAUGUAUCUUUAAAAGAAAACAAUAAGGUUUUGCGCUUUUAACAAAAAAUUUGGUGUUAAUUUUUUUUUAAAAUUACGGCAAAUGUUUAUUAAAUAGUCCCAAUAUUUCUAGUAUCUUUGCAAAAUAUGUCAGUUCAAAGAAGCUACGAAUCAAGGAACAUGAAAUUUGAUGCGGUUGUAUUGCGAAUAUGAUCACUUUGAAAAGUAAACAUGUGUGUGUAAAAGUUCUCAUUUUAAAAUAAACAACAGUAAAAAGAAACAAAACUACACAUUCCAUAAAAAAAACUAUGCAGUUCCAGUUAGGCCAGUCACGAAAGAUACACAGUUCCGUCAUGAGAUUCUCGGUUAAAUCCUAUAGGGCCUUCCCUCCUUUACAACUGAUCUAGCUAAGUUUCUAAACGUAAUCUCAUCUGUUUCUCCCAGGAACUGACACAUCCUCUGAGAAGCCGGAGACGGUCCCACCAACAGGUAGGUGGAACAAAUUAACUCAGUCCUAUAGCAAUACCAUCCAUCCCAUCCCUGUGGUGCAGCAGCACAUGCAGGGCUUUGGCCUACCUUAUCACUUCCUUCCACUCAGACCUAACUGAUGCUUUUUCUUUUCUAUGCUCGGAUUCCCAGCUGCUGUAGACCUGUUUCAACCUAAUCCAUCCAAUUAAGCCUAGGUCUGCCUUUGAGCCAUUGUCCUUCUAUUGGGUUUUUGCGGUGCACACUCGUCACUCCGCCGUCAUUUGGCAUUCUUUCUACAUUUUCUGCUAUUUGUUAUUUCUGCUACUAGCGUAGGAUCUGGAUAUAGACUAUACAAUUUCCGGUUGGUUCGUACUCUCCAUCCUUAUUCAUCCUUUUGUUAGUCCAUGUAUUUUGAUGAGAACAUGUUCCUCCCGUGUGUUUCUGCCGUUUUUGUUAGGGUCCAAAUUUCUAAUGCGUAUGUCACAACUGGCCUGAUUACAGUUCUAUAAUUUUUUUUAUUUUUUUCCCCUUGUAAUGGUUUUUUUACAAUAGCAAUGCUAGAACAUCAAAACAUUCAUUCCCCCCUUUUUUGAAUCGAUUCAAGAACUGGCUCAAUGUACUAAAUAUGCCACUGUAAUUUUAGAUUCCUAAAUGGGUCAAAUGCUUUAACCAUUCGAAUAACGAAAUAAAAAUAAACUAUAAGAGUAUUAGUAAAGGAUUAAAGUAAGGGAGGUCAAAAUACCACUAGCCUCUUAAAAACAACGUACAUAAAAAAAUAAUUUAGGCUUCACUAAUUAUCCCCCCUCAAACCAAACCAACUCCAACCCCCCUUAUUUUUUGUGGGUCCCCUCAGUUGCGUAGCGAGGGUGUUUGGCGCCCGGGGACAAGAUUCGCGCCCGGGGACAAGAUCCAUUUGAAAGCGCCCCCUUUUCUUUUUUUUCAACUCUCAAACCCAUUAUUUUUACCAAUAAUAUAAUAUCAAAUCACAUUUUGGCGCCCCUAACUAGCUUGCGCCCGGCGACAUCUUCCCCCCUGCCCCCCCAUCGCUACGCCUUUGGGUCCCCUUACACCCGGACACGAAUUUCCGUCAGGAGUAACUAAAUUUAUUUCUUGAACAAAAAUAUUUGUUUUUAAAACAUGAACAUGUCCUUGUCUAUUACUUUUGGCACAGUGGACAAAGAGCCAGAGGGUUCCAAUGCAAUCUACGCCAUCGUCCUGCUGCUGCUCAUCCCACUGGGACUGCUCAUCUACAUGUCGUGAGUAUAUUAGCGUAUUACCUGUAGCUGGGUGUUGGCCAAAAGGGCCAUUGUUUAAUUUUGUUUUAUUUAAUCUCUGAUCUCAUUUGAGAAUAGCUUUGUUGUUGUUUAUUUUAAAUUGUUUGUCCGGCGAAAUAAUAAAUUUAUAUUCAUGUAAUAUUAAGACUUUUAAUAAAGCAACGACCGAAAACAUGUCGUUUAAACAAAAUAAAUGGAGCAGACACGCUCUUUUCUUCAAGAGUGCAUACAUGAAAUUUAAAAAAAAUGUAUACAGUUUCCACCAUUAUUCUUCUAACGUAUGAUAGUCUAAGCAUUUUCCUCGUUGAAUUGUCUAAUGUGAACCGGAUUUGAUAUCAUUGACAAUUUUGUUACUUCAGGGCUAGAUUCUGUGGGUGGCCCGGGAGAGGGGAGGGAACAAAUCACUUUCGUACUGUGGCCGUGUUUCCCCCUGAAUGUAGCAGGCACUCGAGAGGAAAUUUAAUUUAGUAAUGGAUGUUCCGUGUUCAAAGGCUUAAUGCUUCCUCAAGUCUAUUCAAACGUACCUCAGCUAUCUUCAAAUGUACAUCAGCUGUCUUCGAAUGUACCCCAGCUGUCUUCAAAUGUACCGCAGCUGUCUUCAAAUGUACCGCAGCUGUCUUCAAAUGUACAUCAGCUGUCUUCAAAUGUACCUCAGCUGUCUUCAAACAUACCUUAAUUGCCUUCAAAUGAAUCUUAGCUGUCUUCAAAUGUACCCCAGCUGUCUUCAAAUGUACCUUAGCUGUCUUCAAAUGUACCUCAGCUGUCUUUAAAUUUACUUUAGCUGUCUUGAAAUGUACCUAAGCGGUCUUCAAAUGUUUAUCAUGUCUUUUGAAAUAUAUGCCAAAUGUAUUCGAUACAUCCCAAAGGUUUUUAAUGUUUACCAAUUUUUUUCGAUACAUCCUAAAAUGUGUUCUAUGUUUACCAAUUGUUUUCCAUAUAUAUAUCCCAACUAUGUUCACUGUUUAUUAAAUGCAUUCGAUAUAUCCCAAAUAUAUUUAAUGUUUACUGAAUGUAUUCGAUGUAUCCUAAAUGUUUUCAAUGUUUACUUAAUGUAUUCGAUACAUCCUAAAAGUGUUCAAUGACUACCGAAUGUAUUCGAAAUAUCCCAACCGUGUUCAACGUUUACUUAGUAUUUGAUAUAUUCUAAAUGUGUUCAAUGUUUACCUAAUGUAUUCGAUUAUAUAUCCUAAAUAUGUUCAAGGAUUCCUAAAUAUAUUCGAUUAUAUAUAUCCUAAAUGAGUGAAAUGAUUACUAAAUGUAUUCGAUUCGAUAUAUCCUAAAGAUAUUAUAUGUAUCGCAAGUAUUUUUAUUAUCGUCCAAGGUGUAUUUUUUUUUUUGUGCUCAUGUGGUUUCAUGUUAACAAUUUUUCCCCCCUUCCUUUAUCCCCCACCCCCUCUCAACUCGACCACCCUACCCACUCACCCCCUCUUCAUUUGUUUCCUCCACAAAAGAGUUCGGCGACAAAAGGCUUCGGAAGACCCCCAGGCGCCCACCCCGGAUAUUGACGUGGGGCCGGCCCCGUCCGUGGAGAUGCCUUUCGUCGUGGUCCCCGACGAGACCCACGUGGCCAUCGACGUCCACACGCCCGUGGAGGUCGUCCGCGUCCGGCGGCUCUCGGGCUGGGGGACCUCGGUGGACCCACCCUCCCCGCCCAAGAUCCGGAAAGUGUCGACCGGUUCGGUGACGUCCAAGAAGAGCACCAGGAGCAACAAGAGCCAGAGGAGCAACAAGAGCGAAGGCUCGGGGGGGAAAUAACUGAAGAGGACGGUACGCAUUUACUAAGAGCGCUGUCGCUGCUCAAGUUUGAAGAACUUCCCGCUCAUGCGACGAGGGCGUCGCUUGAACAAGCGAGGAGAAACCCAAAGAGUUUGACGACGAAAAGAUGCGAGAUUUGUUAGUAUGACGACACCCUGCUGGACCGGACGUCAGAAAAUCCUUGUGGUCUAAAUUAUCAGUUCACCAAAUCGUUGUGGUCUAAGUUAUCAGUCCACCAAAUCCUUGUGGUCUAAAUUAUCAGUUCACCAAAUCCUUGUGGUCUAAGUUAUCAGUCCACCAAAUCCUUGUGGCCUAAAUUAUCAGUUCACCAAAUCAUUGUUGUCUAAGUUAUCAGUUCACCAAAUCCUUGUGGCCUAAAUUAUCAGUUCACCAAAUCAUUGUUGUCUGAAUUAUCAGUUCACCAAAUCAUUGUUGUCUAAGUUAUCAGUUCACCAAAUCCUUGUGGCCUAAAUUAUCAGUUCACCAAAUCCUUGUGGCCUAAAUUAUCAGUUCACCAAAUCAUUGUUGUCUGAA